GAAAAAAUUCCUAACAUUUAAACCAAUACACUCUCAAUCACCACUAGUGCACAAAAAUUUCUUAAUCUCUGCGUCCCUCCAGCUGCAGCUUCCAUCCAGACUCAAGUGCUUAGCGAGGCUCACUGCUUAGAUCCACUGAUGAGGUUUUGAUUUAAUGUCCUCGAGAAGAAACUUCAACUCCCCCGAGAGUAAUCACCAGAACUGGAGAAUCCACCCUCAAAAUGAUACAUGACGAAGAGAAGAGACUUAGGAAGCAGAUCUGGGUCACCAUCUUGGGUAUAAUUGUGGUCAUCGCAAUUGUGCUCGUCGUUCUUGGUCUCACAGUCUUCAAGUCAAGGGAUCCCAAGGUGCACAUCAACACUAUCGACCUUGAAACCUUCAGCAUUGGCCAGACCUCCCUCAACAUGUCGCUGCUGCUCGACAUCACCGUCUCUAACCCCAACAGAGCAAGCUUCACCUACUCGAACGGUCUCACGAGAUUAUUCUACUACGGGGAUCCAGUCGGCCAGGCCCUCAUUCCCGCAGGGAAAAUUAAGUCCAAGGCUGAUGAGUAUUUGUCUGUUUUGUUGUUCGUCGAGGCUUCUCGUGUGAUUAUGAACGCGAACCUCCCGGGUAACAUUGUCAGCGGCAGGCUUCCUGUUGUGGCAACCACGACGUUAACAGGGACUUUGAAAGUUCUGGGUGUGUUCAAGCAUCACGCUCUGUCUACUUCUGACUGCGACAUAUUUAUCUUUGUUGCAAAUGCUACUGUUCAGAGCUUCUAUUGCAGGCAUGCAGUGAGGCUUUGAACUGAUUCACCAGCACUUCAUUCAAUCACCUUUAGUCUCGCCAAUAUCUUCCUUCGUAAGUUCUGUUACAUAGACCCAAUGGAGGCUUCGCAUUAUCUCAGUUGAGUUACUUUUAGAAACACAUCACUAGAAGUGAGUCGCAGUGUUGGUGUACGUCCAGAAUGUGUUAGCAACUGAACAAACCCACGAGAUUACUGUAAUAGAAAAGAUUUCAGAGAUCUAGUCAAGAUUAGUUAGUAGAGUCCAAGCCUAGCUCCGACUCUAGAUCGAUGAGGCUCCAUAGAGAUAGAAAAGCAUCUUUCCUUGUUGCAUGGGUUGUGAUCGUGCAGAGUGUAGGUAAGUAUAGGUACUUAACCCUUCUACCGUGCAUAUAUCCCACCAAUAUUUGCACCUGCUCUGGUCAAGCCUGAAUCUAUCCCUCCUAGUUGUUACAUCAAUGGUGUUGAGAGCGACCUCGUCGCAAGUUCUCAAUUGGCAAUCAGUGGUACAUAUUCUGCAUCUCACAAAGUGGAGGAGUUGAAAUGAAGAAAUUCUCAAUCUUACUAUGCUUGUACUAUACAAAUUAUAAAUGUCAAGCCAUCUUUCAAAAUCAAGCUUACUAAACUAACAAGGUGAGUAAGAAUAGUAACUCAGAAUUCAAUUCAGAUGUGAUCCGACACAAAUCUUGUCUACACUCUACGCUCCAUAAUUCAAGGUCGACGAAAACAUUCUAGAUGUGGCAUUCAAACAACACCAUUCCAUCCCAACCAAUAACGUUAUCUUAGAUGUUGGAUCGUUAAACCA
Molecule: messenger RNA, 1571 nt
Organism: Physcomitrium patens
Lineage: Eukaryota; Viridiplantae; Streptophyta; Bryopsida; Funariales; Funariaceae
Source: RefSeq, a predicted model, not a curated record